Poecilia latipinna (sailfin molly) is the source of this 4671-nucleotide messenger RNA. It is a transcript of the gene sorcs1, whose product is annotated as sortilin-related VPS10 domain containing receptor 1. Gene Ontology annotation, biological process: post-Golgi vesicle-mediated transport. Gene Ontology annotation, cellular component: membrane; Golgi apparatus. NCBI's taxonomy places the organism in Eukaryota, Metazoa, Chordata, Actinopteri, Cyprinodontiformes, Poeciliidae. Bases 14 to 3013 code for a protein of 999 amino acids. Gene Ontology annotation, molecular function: protein binding. The record is from RefSeq and is a predicted model, not a curated record. The transcript is spliced from 28 exons.
CAGCGUAAUUCUGAUGCUAACCAAACUCUUUGACUUCAACCUCAACAGUGCGACCGAGAGUUCAUUAUGGAGGUCAACUGACUAUGGAGCAACGUACCAGAAGCUGAACGACAAAGUGGGAGCGAAGACGAUCCUCAGCUACCUGUAUGUGAGCCCCAACAACAAGAGGAAGAUUAUGCUGCUGACGGAUCCGGAGAUAGAGAGCAGCCUCCUGAUCAGCUCUGAUGAAGGAGCCACAUACCAGAAGUACCGACUCAACUUCUACAUCCUGAGCCUCCUGUUUCACCCCGAGCAGGAGGACUGGAUCCUGGCAUACAGCCACGACCAAAAGCUUUACAGCUCUGUUGAGUUUGGAAGAAGAUGGCAGCUGGUGCACGAGAAAGUGGCUCCUAAUCGUUUCUAUUGGUCCAAGAUGGGUUUGGACAAAGAGCCGGGCUUAAUUCACCUGGAAACCAGCAUCUCUGAAGGACAGGCGCUGUACAUCACCUGCAAGCUGCAGAACUGCACAGACGCCAACAAGGGCAAACCAUUCCCCGGAUACAUUGACCCCAAUUCCCUGGUGGUGCAGGAUGAGUAUGUGUUUGUCCAGGUGUCCACUGCAGGGAGGCCGGUCUACUACGUUUCUGCAAAACGAGACGUCUUUACCCCGAUGAAGCUGCCAAAGUACACCCUGCCCAAGGAGCUGCAUGUGAUCAGUACAGAUGAAAACCGCGUAGUGGCUGCUGUUCAGGAGUGGAACCAGAAUGAAACCUACAACCUGUACGUGUCGGACACUUCGGGCGUCUACUACACUCUGGCUCUGGAGAACGUGGUCAGCAGCAUGGGCCUGGAGGGCAACGUCAUGGUGGACCUGUAUGAGGUGGCAGGAAUAAAGGGCAUGUUCCUGGCCAACAAAAAGACUGAUAGCCAAGUGAAGACGUACAUCACUUACAACCGCGGCAGAGACUGGAGGUUGCUGCAGGCCCCCAGCAGAGACCUGAGAGGCAACAGCAUCCACUGUGUGCUGCCGUACUGCUCAUUACAUCUCCAUCUUCACGUGUCUGCCAACCCCUACACAUCUGGAAACAUCGCCAGCAGGGAGUCGGCGCCGGGGAUCAUCGUCGCCUCAGGCUCCAUCGGUUCAGAACUGACCACCAGCAAUGUGAGCGCGUUCAUCACCUCUGAUGCAGGAAACACGUGGAGACAGAUCUUUGAUGAGGAGUACGCCGUGCUUUAUCUCGACCAAGGUGGAGCCUUGGUGGCAAUAAGACACACUCCACUUCCCAUCCGACACCUAUGGUUGAGCUUCGACGAAGGACGGCAGUGGAACAAGUACAGCUUCUCCAACACGCCUCUGUUUGUGGACGGGGUGCUGGGCGAGCCGGGCGAGGAGACGCUCAUCAUGACGAUCUUUGGCCACUUCAGUCAUCGCUCUGAGUGGCAGCUGGUGAAAAUAGAUUUCAGGUCCAUCUUCAACAGGAGAUGCACCGAGGCGGACUACCAGACGUGGCACCUACACAACCAGGGUGAGCCGUGUCUGAUGGGCGUGAAGAGAAUCUACCGGAAGCUGAAGCCGACCUCCAGGUGCGUCAUGGGAAAGACGUACUCCGUGGCGAUGACCUCGGCUCCCUGCGACUGCAUGGAGGCGGACUUCGAGUGUGAUUAUGGCUAUGAGAGGCGAACUGAUGGGAAGUGCAGCCCCGCCUUCUGGUUCCAUCCGUCCUCCAUGUCCCGCAGCUGCACCACGGGGAUGACUUUCCUCAACAGCACCGGCUACAGGAAGGUGGUGUCCAAUAACUGCACAGCUGGAGUGAUAGCAGAGUACACGGCCCGGCGACAGCACUGCCCCGUCCAGGCUCCCAAAGGCCUCCACCUGGUCACCAGCGAGGGCCGGCUGACCGCCACGCUGGGCGCCAACGUCACCUUCCUGGUUUUCCUGGAGGAGGGAGACGGAGCAAGGACCAGCAUCACGGUGGACUUUGGAGAUGGUCACGCUCUGACGUACUCCAACGUGAGCUCCAUCGAGGACGGCAUCAAGCACAUCUACAAAUCCGUGGGAAUCUACCGGGUGACGGCCACCGGGGAGAACAGCCUCGGUUCUGAGACCGCCACGCUCUUCCUGCACGUCACAUGUCAGCUGGAGCAUAUCCAUCUCUCUGCUCCCUUUGUGGCGGUGAGGAACAAGGAAGUGAACCUGACCACCGUUCUGCAUCCCAGCCAAGUGGGAACGGUCACCUACAUCUGGUGGAUCGGAAAUAACACUGAGCAGCCUGUUAUCACCCUGGAGGGAAGCGUGGCGUGUACGUUCCCCAGGGAAGGGAUCGAUACAGUCACGGUGCAGGUGUCUGCUGGGAACGCCAUCCUGCAGGACAGGAAAACUAUUGCCGUCCACGAAUAUUUCCGAUCCCACCUGCUGGCCUUCUCCUCGAACCUGGACGAACACAACCCGGACGUGGCUGAGUGGAGGCAGGAUGUGAGCCGGGUGAUCCGGAACGCUCUGAUCCAGGCGACAGGCGUACCGGAGGACCUGCUCCUGGUCACCGUCCUGCCAGGUUUACCAACAGCAGCCGAGUUUUUCCUGCUGCCUGACAAGCAGCUCACCGAGGGGAAAGCAGAGAAGAGCUCGGCUCAUUUAGAUCAGCUCUCUGACCUCCUGCUGAUCGCCUUGAAUCAGAACCUGGUCCAGUUCACGCUGCGGCCGGGGGUCCAGGUCACCGUGUACGCCGCUCACCUGUCGGCAGCGCCCCUGGUGGACACCAGCGAGAACCACAGUGGCUCUGCCAUGCUAAUGCUGCUCUCUGUAGUGGUUGCGGGUUUAGCUGUGUUUGUCAUCUACAAAUUUAAGAGGAAGAUCCCAGGCCUCAACGUCUAUGCGCAGAUGCAGAACGACAAAGAACCAGAAGUGAUGAGUCCAGCCAAUCCCUCAGAGGCCACGCCCUGCUCACCGCAGGACUCGGUGCCUUCUCUGGAGAUUCUGGACACCGAGUUGAACUCGCGGCCCAUCGUGAAGUGGUCCAGACUGCAGGAGAACUAGACAUAAACAGAUCAGAGGCUGUUAGUGGAUGUAUGAAACCUCAUGUACAUGUGAAAUUCUCCACAGAACUCCCCACAUACAUCGUCUGAACUCUGGACUGGACUGACGCCUCCAGCUCCCAUCAUGGAUUUGAUCUUACUUUUGUUUGGAUUUUGUGUUUGGAUCUCGAUGGUUUGGAGCUUUACACCUGUGCAUAUUGGAGCCGGAUGACACAUACUGUGCUCUGCUGAACGCAGAAGAAACUGUACAGGUUUUAUUUUCUUCUCGUUUCUCCUUCAUGUUUUAAAAGAAACAUGUUCAGACUUGAGUUUGUUUCUGAGUCGAGGAGGAUCGCCAGCAUGAACGAAUCGAAAGUUUGGGAUUUUCUCACAUCCUGGAUCGGUUUGCUGCUUUCUGAUGCAAACAGCAGACGGUGUAUUAUUUAUUCAUAUAAAAAUACUUUCAUGAAGUACGAUAUGGAAGUGAGUGACAUAUUAAUUUUGUAAAUCAUGAAUGUCUAUGUUAGAACUUUGUGUAUUUUAAUAACAAAUGUACUAAAAAGAGACACUUAUAAAAUAUGACUCAGCUAUUUCAAAGCUUUUGAUCUACUGUCCUCAAAAAGCUGAUUUAUGGCACAAAGCAGGUUUUCUACUGAAAUAUUCUGCUUUUAUUUUGGCUUUUACAACAACGUUGAGCUUUCAGGAUUAAUUUAAGCCUUCAUGUUUGUUGCCUCUGCUCAUGUUGAUGACACCUGCCAGUUUGUAAAAAGCUCCGUGCUUCAGAACCUCCUUCCCACAGCCAGGCCCCAGCCUUCAGCAGAGCUUUCAGGAGCAAAGAUAAAGCUGUGUGUGUGGAUGGCGCCGAUGCCGCCGGUGGUCCUGGAAUGACCGCAGGAGGCCAAGUGGAGCUUAUCGAGACCCGCGUAGAAACGUGGGACCUGGAAUGAGAUCCAGCUGCUUUACAGGAGAAGUCAAAGAGCUGGAAAACACAGAGACAGAUGGAAGUACGGCGAAGCAUUAGGAGCGUUCCAGUGGGCAGAAUGAGAGGAGGGCGACUGCUUGAAUACUUAAUGUGGCCCGUCGAGCUCAAGGCCCGCUAAGGUUGGUGACACAUCUGGGUUAAUGUUGUGACCUGCUGCAGCGAGGCGGCCGUCUUCAUCCCGGCUCAUUAGGACGUGCUGCAGGAGCGCAGCAGCAGAACUGGAGCACAGCAGCUGCAGGGCGCCGCGGCCGGCUCAGACCAGACACACGGAAACGCCUGAUUGAUGCUUUCACAGCUUCUGAGGCAACGCAGCCGGACCCGGUUAGAACAUUUUUAAACCGAUGUUAGGUCCAAACAAAGCUUUUCCAUGUACCACACCUUGGAAAAGUAUUCAGAUCCCUGGAAAUGUCCUUAUUUUGUCACAUUACAAACAUAACAGUAUUUUAUUCCAACUCUAUGUGAUGGAUCAACACAAAGUGAAAGUUUGUGGACUUUGGAAUGAAACAGUUUCACAGUUCACUGAGGGUUUCCAAAGUUUUACUCACCUCCAGACGCUUUCUGGCAGAUUCUUCUUUUCAAAUUAGUUUAAAGCUCCAUCAGAUUGGAUGAAAAGCUUCUGAGAACAUCUAUUUAAAGCACUGAGCUUUGACUAGGCCAUUCCAACACCUAAAUAUCCCCUGCCUUUGGCUGCAUGUUUG